This is a messenger RNA of Armigeres subalbatus, 3334 nucleotides long. Its product is annotated as transcription factor btd-like. The record is from RefSeq and is a predicted model, not a curated record. Bases 1170 to 3122 code for a protein of 650 amino acids. Lineage: Eukaryota; Metazoa; Arthropoda; Insecta; Diptera; Culicidae. The transcript is spliced from 3 exons. Gene Ontology annotation, biological process: regulation of transcription by RNA polymerase II. Gene Ontology annotation, molecular function: DNA-binding transcription factor activity, RNA polymerase II-specific; RNA polymerase II cis-regulatory region sequence-specific DNA binding.
CAGUUGAAAUUCGUCUGCCGGAUGAGAAGGGAAAAACGUACAAUCUGUAACCUAUAAUUAUAAGUUUUUUCUUCGUUUCGCGUUCAGUUGGGCUUUCGAAGGCAGAUCGGCGGCAGGCGCACUACGCUACGACGACGUGCCUUGGCUGUGGAGAGACUGGAAGUGCAAUCGGUCUGAAGAAGAGAGCGCUCGUCUGCGAGCGUGUGUAUGUGCGUACGUGUGAAUGUGUGUAGCGUAUUCGGGUGCGCUUCGGCUCGCAGCAGUAAACAGCAUUGCGCGAUAGUGUGCGAAUCGAUUUUCGGGGGCUUUCGCGCCGCGGCAUAUAUCCUCGCCUCUCUCUCGCUCGCGCCUCUCUACUGCGCCCGAGCCAUACCCUCGUGUCCGUUUUUUCCGCACGCCCCGCGCACCGUUCCCACACCAGGAUCUAAUGAACGCCAGUGAGAAGAGGACUUAAUAAUAGUGUUUAGAGUUUAAUUUCUGCUUCUCUCAUCAAGAGCAUCUCGGCAGCCGUAGCAAGCAGCAGCAACAGCAGCAGCUACAACAACUCGCGGAUGCUGGAAUAACCGCGACCGACCGUCCAAGGUAUCCAAUUUUGGUGGGUCUCUGCGAAGAAAAAUUGAACACCGCGCGCGCCAAUCUGCGGACCAACGGCGCUCGGGCGGACAGACGGACGGAGUCGAUUAUCCGGCCCCGGGUAGAAUUACAUAGUGUUAAUCCCCUUUCGAACGGAUUUUGGCGUGUUUUACGUGCCCGCGAUCCGGCAGAAGAGUGCCCUUUGUUUUACGCCCUCUGCUGCUUCGGAACCAGUGUUGUUUGUGCGUUUUUGACCAUCGUGUGAACAGAUUCUGACCCACUGUCUGCCGCUGCAAAGUGUGUAUCGGGAAAAUGUGCUGCGUGGAAGAAGCAUCCAUCCGUCGUAAUUAAUGAGAUUAAAUGAGCAAUCGUGUGCGGAUUAAAGUGAUUGUUAAAGCCGUUUUGAGUCUUGGGCUGAGUGCGUCGGGUGAUGAACAACGAUUGACCUGAUUGCGAGAACGUUACGCACGGCAGCCGAAGAAAGUGUGUUGAUCCAGGGGUUCCAGGGAUAACCGGGAAUUGGAAGCAAAUCGCGGCCGGAAGCGCAGAACAUUUCCUCUCUCGGAGCAGAGGGGAGUUCCGUGUGAGCCCUCAAGAUGAUGGCCUCACCGAGUUUCAUGACCCAGUAUCAUAACCAUCAUCAGUGGAACAAUAGCAGCCAUCAGACACAGCUGUCACCGCUCAACAUCCUUCCGUAUCAGUAUCCCCCGCAGCCACCCUCCGUCAGCAGUCUCGGCUCGGUGGCAUCGCUCGGUUCGGCGGGACUUUCUCCGACGCAAUCGAUCGCCUCCUCGAACGGUUCCGGUGUGGGCGGAGGCGGAGGAGGAACCGGUGCCGGUGCCAGCACCGCCAGUAGCAGCUUCAGUACGACCGGUGGAGGCGGUUCGAACGCCGCCAGUCCAGACACGGUGACCAGUGCCGCAGCAGCCGCCGCUGCCGUUGCCGCCACUUCCGCGUACGGUUUCGGCGCGAUGGUCCAGCAGAGCCCUGCGACGGCGGCAGCGUUGGAAAUGACCGCAAGGUCGCAACAGAUGCACUAUCCAUCGUAUCAAUACCCGGCGGCCAGUUACUACAAUAACAUGGCCGGCAAUCCUUGGUUCGCACAAGAGUCGAUGUACCAGGGAUGGCACGGCGAAGCGUACGGGUUGAAACUGGAAGAUUAUUCACACCAAACACAGGCACAGCGCCGCUGUGCUCGUUGUACCUGCCCUAAUUGUAUCAACGAACUGUCGGGUCUGCCACCGGUGGUCGGUCCGGACGAGAAGGGGAAACGGCAGCACAUCUGUCACAUACCGGGGUGCGAGAAGAUCUAUGGCAAGACGAGUCACCUGAAGGCGCAUCUUCGGUGGCAUACCGGAGAGCGGCCAUUUUUGUGUAAAUGGUUGUUCUGCGGCAAGCGGUUCACGCGGUCGGAUGAGCUGCAGAGGCAUUUCCGUACGCAUACGGGGGAAAAGCGAUUCACGUGCAGUAUUUGUAGUAAGAAGUUUAUGAGGAGUGAUCAUUUGGCGAAGCACGUGAAGACGCAUGAGAACAAAGCGAAGAAGAUUGCGAAGAAAAGUGAAAAAGCGGAAGAGGCGAAAAUGAAAAAAGAAGAUACGAAGCUAGGAAAAGUGGAGUGCAGUGGGAAGCGUUUAGAAAUUAGUGACAAAGGCGGACAAUUGACGGUACCGAAGGUGAAGAAACUGAAGGGUAGUGAACAUCAGGAAGACAUUAAUGCAAACAUUAGAAUGCCACAGAUUAAGCAGGAGAAAGGGUACGAAAGUGUGAGCAAGACGAUAUUCUCGGGGAUGGGAGACUAUGGUCAGAGCGGGGGCUAUCAGUCCACGGCCAUGAAUUACCACCACCCGUCGUACUUCCAGAGUGCAUUUUUGCAGGAAGCGAGUAAUCCGAGCAAAAACUUGUUCCAUAAUCCGUACUGCGAUAGUGGCUUCCAGAGCCGAUCGAAUUUGUUCUCUACCUCGUUAAAUAGUAGCAGCGGGUGCGACUCGCUUGAUCGACGAAACAACAACAACGCUAGUAGUGAGGUUAGCAAUAGUCUAGUGAAACUGGAAGAGUACACCAACAGCCACAGUCUACUGAACAACGACAACGGUGCCAGCGGCCACCAGCAGCGAAGUAGCUCCAACAACAACCUACUACCUCAUUCGCAAGCUCAAGUGUACCACAUCCCAUCAGAGAUCGCGUCCAAUUAUGCCGCCUAUUCGAACGUGAAGUUAGGAUCGGCUGCCUACCAUCCCAGUCACCAUCACCAUCAUCCCCACCACCCCCAUCAGCAUGCCAGCGGCAAUAGCGGUAGCAGUAGUAGUGCGUACGGUGACGUUAAUCCAGCGUCGCACGGUGGUUCAUCCGUCAACGAAUCAAACAACAAUAACAAUAACGGUACCUCCUCCGUGACGGCAUCAACGGCGGCUUCGUCAGCCGCGGCCGCCACGUACAACAUGAUGAUGAACAAUUACACAAUCCAUCAUCAUCACCAUCACCAUCUCAGUCAGCAGCACCAGCAACAGCAGCAGCAGCAACACCAACAGGAGAUCGAACUGUUCAAGUAACUGCGUAACUGUGAGUGUUAGGCAUGGCGGCCGGGACGGCGGCGGCGGCUUCUAUUGUUUUGCGCGCGCAAUUUAGAUACGAAGCGCCCUUUGUUGCCGUCCGUCGAAGCAACCUGUCAAAAAUGUGAGAUUUUUUGUGACGUUCCUUUUGUCCGUGGAUCCAAGUAGGCUCGAACUGAACCGCACGGCAUGCUUUGUUUUAAAUACACACA